Molecule: messenger RNA, 3155 nt
Organism: Triticum aestivum (bread wheat)
Lineage: Eukaryota; Viridiplantae; Streptophyta; Magnoliopsida; Poales; Poaceae
Product: type I inositol polyphosphate 5-phosphatase 10
Exons: 7
Coding region: 1200-2882 (560 amino acids)
Biological process (GO): phosphatidylinositol dephosphorylation
Molecular function (GO): inositol-polyphosphate 5-phosphatase activity; phosphatidylinositol-4,5-bisphosphate 5-phosphatase activity; phosphatidylinositol-3,4,5-trisphosphate 5-phosphatase activity
Source: RefSeq, a predicted model, not a curated record
CAUGGCUAGCCUCUCUUCUUUUCUUCUGUUUGAUUUGUAUGCUUUGUCCCGUGAUAUUGAUCCGGUUCUAAUCUAUACUCCUGCUGUAUCCCAUGGAGAAUUGAACUUGAUCAUUUUGGUAUCCGCGCUUGUCAUUUUGAACUCUUCCUGCAUGCUGCAAUUCACCCAUUUUUCUAUGAAUACUUUGCUUUAGUCUAUGUUCUCUUGGGGGCAUCGAUCGACCACCCUCUGCUUUGGACGCUUCCAAGGCCAAAACGGCUGCCUCGGGGAAUCAGUGUGGUCUCCUCCCCCCUUCUUGGUUUUGGCGUGUAAUUGGACAGACAAUUACACCAAAUAAAAAGUGCAGCCUCGUUUGUUUGUUCCUGUUGUACACUUGUAUAUCAAUUUUUUUUUCUCAAAAGUUCCAAUUUUUAUGUUUAAUUACAGUUCCUAGAGCCUGCCUCACCUUACCACUUGCUGGAUGGUUCCAAAGAGCUGUUAAACACAGCUCUAUGCUGUUUCAUGACAGCUUUGGUUUGAGCUGGUUAGUCUAUUCAAUUUGGAACUUUUCCUAAUUACUUGGAAAAGGCUGGUCAAACUCCAUCGCCUUCUAUACCUUGAGCUUGCCAACAUAAUUUACAAGAUCUAUUGCACGCAUACACACUUCCCUUUUCUCGACGAAAAAAGGCGAUAUCUUGUCUCAAGGAAUUCUUUUUCCAUUUGUAGCUAGGCCUUUUGGCUUCAUACGUUUGGUUGCCAUUCCAACUAUAUGAUCGGAGUUUCUUUGCAACGGCGGUUUAGUUCUUGCGAGGAAUUAGGAUGCAGGUUGGUACAAUAUGCUUGCUAGUGUGCUAACAAAUGUGAUUUCCACGGGUAGUCAUGUCAUGUCCAUAUCACAUUGUUUUGAGGAGUUUACUUUCUGCGGUUUCCUUUCGUUAUCAUUGGUUUGUUGAAAUUUUCUGAAACUUCUUGUUUUUGUGCCGUGACCGUGGCAGCAGCACUAGCAUCGCCCCAGUUGGAACUUCCAAUGGCUGCUUUAAAUUUCUUCAGAACAACAAGCCUUGGAUUGUUUUCACCAUGGAAACAAGGAAACUUCCAUCUGCCUGACUUAUUCUUGGGACACUUCUUCAGGAAUUAGAUUAGGUCUCCUAGCUGCUAAGUAAUUGCUUUGGCACAAGAGCCAUUCAUUUGAUGCUGGAAGAAGAAGCUGGGCUCAGAAAAUGGACCAGAAAACCAACAGGAGGAAGAAGUCUCCCUUUGGAAGGAUUCGUGCUAUGAAGGGCAGGAAUUCUUCAUCGAGGCACGGUGCUGAGCACUCUAUGAACACUACAGUUGAUUUGAGAGAGAGUCCAGAGCACUCACCGGUGGCUUCGCCUUCAGCAUCAUCUUCAUCCUUCUUCAAAAGUACAAGCCUCAAAUUCAGCAAUUUCAGUUCUCCUGCAUCAACCAGCACGCAUAUUGAGUCUUUUAGGGUAUUUGCAGCAACAUGGAACGUCGCCGGAAAGACUCCAGAUAUGGAGCUGAAUCUGAAUGACUUCCUGCCUUCUGAUGACCAUUCAGAUGUUUAUGUUCUAGGAUUCCAAGAGGUCGUCCCUCUCAACGCCGGGAACGUGCUUGUGAUCGAGGACAACGAGCCGGCGUCGAGAUGGCUCGCGCUCAUCAACCAGGCGCUCAACCGGACUUCGUCGUCGCCGCCGGCUAGCCGGUCCUUCAGCCAGUCCGCCUCUCCCGCUUCGGCACUCCACACGGCGAGCUCCAGCCCGCUCGACCCAUCGCUGUUUCACAAGAACGGGUCCUCCCCCAGAGAGGUUCGCCGCGCCGCCAUCACCCGCGGCCGCCGGCUCAAGUCGUGCACUUGCCCCGCGGAGAGGCCGCCCCGGCGCCGGCCGUACUCCAAAUCGUCGUCGUCCUGCCUGAUGAUGCGCUGCGGCAGCAGCAAAAACCGGCGCCGGUAUGCUGUCGAGGGCGACACGACGACGUCAGACGAGGAGGACAUGGACGUCGUCGUGGACGGCGGUGGGGAGGCAUCGUCCAUGGCGUCCGACGCCACGCUGUUGCUGCGGCCGGCGGCGGCGAACCUGCAGAGGAGGUACUGCCUGGUGGCGUGCAAGCAGAUGGUGGGUCUCUUCGCAACGGUGUGGGCGCGGCGGGAGCUGGUGGCGCACAUCGGCCACGUCCGGCUCAGCUGCGUCGGCCGCGGCAUCAUGGGCCGCCUUGGCAACAAAGGGUGCAUCUCCGUGAGCAUGUCGCUGCACCAGACGUCCCUCUGCUUCGUGUGCAGCCACCUCGCCUCUGGCGAGAAGGACGGCGACGAGCUCCGCCGCAACUCCGACGUCGUCGAGAUCCUCAAGAACACCCAGUUCCGCCGCGUCUGCAAGCGCUCCGGCCGGCGCAUCCCGGAACGAAUCCUCGACCACGAUCGCGUGAUCUGGCUCGGCGACCUGAAUUACCGGAUCGCGCUGAGCUACGCGGAGGCGAAGAAGUUGGUGGAUGCCGGCGACUGGGCGGCGCUGUUCGAGAAGGAUCAGCUCAAGACGGAGAGGGAGGGCGGGGUGUUCCGCGGGUGGAGCGAGGCCGUCAUCUCCUUCGCGCCGACGUACAAGUACUCGUGGAACUCCGACAGCUACUACGUCGGCGAGGACGACGACGGCGCGGCGUCGAAGAAGAAGACGAAGCGGAGGACGCCGGCGUGGUGCGACCGGAUCCUUUGGCGCGGCGACGGGAUCGUGCAGGUGGCGUACGUCCGCGGGGAGUCCAAGUUCUCCGACCACCGCCCCGUGUGCAGCGCAUUCAUCGUCGACAUCGCCGUCCUCGACGGCGCGGCCAAGAUGGUGAAGCUCGUCGCGGCAACGGCCAGCAUGAAGGUCGGAGCGGAGGAGCUCCUCCUACCUCGGCAAACGUAGCUAGCAUCGGCCAUCGAUUUGCGGGAGUUGGUACCAAGAAGCUCAUCGCAUCUCGUUGCGUACGCCACUGAUAAUCUAAGUAGAAGAUAGCUCGGCGCGUACUGAUGCGUGAACCGCUGUUGUUUCUUCGUGCUUUCGAUUCAGUUCUGACGCCAAAUGCUAAAGAAACUAAAUCGCUCUCUCUGACCCCAAAUGUUAGACUAAAUCACUCAGCUCUAAUCUGCAUCUCUGAAUUGAAUGUGUGUAACUAGUUUACAGAAAACAAUUUCAUAU